CUUCACAGCUCCAAAUCCAACCCAUAAAGAAAGCAUCAUGGAGGUCUGUGUAUUCUUCCUUUAUGCUAUGAUACUUCUCCCAGGUAUUGCUGCCAGUGUGCAUCAGGUGAAGUCAUUUCUCAAUCACACUGCGUACCUAUCCUGCUAUUUUCCAAACUCUCAGAAAACUGACAUAAAGGAUUUAAGAGUUUUUUGGCAAAAAGACGCUGUUGAAGUGGUGCACGAAGUAUACCAUGGCCAAGAAAAACAUGAUAACCUUAGUCCUAAGUAUAUAAAUCGCACCAAGAUGGACAUGGACAAAUGGACCUUGCAAUUGUUAAAUGCAGGAAUUGUGGACGAGGGGCAGUAUUCAUGUAUUAUACAGCACAGAGAUAAAGGAUCGCCAAAGGUCAUACACACAUCUGAGUGCUUACUGCACAUCAUUGCCAACUAUAGUCAACCUGAGAUAGAAUGGCUGCACACUGGGGAACUAAAGCCCAACGAAUACUUGAAUCUUUCCUGUUCUUCCAGCGGAGGUUAUCCAGAGCCCAAGCAGAUGACUUGGCUAAUUUCACAUGAAAACGAAACAUCCAGACAUAUGGGUCCCAUGGAUGUCUCACAGGAUGUUGUAACAAAGCUGUACAAUGUUACUAGCAAGCUGAAUAUCACAGUUCCUACAAACACCCGCACUAAUAUUAGCUGCUUACUUCACCUUGGAGAGCAGCUGGGGAGCCUUGUCUCAGUGCCACUAGUCAUAGAGAUACAGAGGGAAGAAAGGGAGCAAGCGAAGACAGAUUUCUUUGGCCCACUUAUAGCCGUGAUUGUACUGAUCACAUUCCUUCUGGCUUUUGUGAUAUUGAAGAAGAACAGAAAUAUCUCAUCUACCAACCACAGUGUCAGUCUAGCAGUCUAGAAGCUAUCCAGCUUGAAACUGAGGCCAUCAGCCAGACUGCUGACUGGGAACCAUCUCUGCACAUAGCAAGGCCUGAGGUCCCAUAUUCUUAGAUGCUCUGCCAGAACAAGAAUCCUCCCCAGGCACCCUGCAGAACAACAUGCAACAUUUUUGUCUGAUGGCUGAAAUCCACUGUCCAGUGUUCUCUGCUUUCAUUUUUGCUCCAGAAUGGUAGUAAAUAUGAUGCUCUGCCUGUCUGCAUGACCAUCU
Messenger RNA from Pelecanus crispus (Dalmatian pelican), 1141 nucleotides. It is a transcript of the gene CD86, whose product is annotated as CD86 molecule. Gene Ontology annotation, biological process: T cell costimulation; negative regulation of T cell proliferation; cellular response to lipopolysaccharide. NCBI's taxonomy places the organism in Eukaryota, Metazoa, Chordata, Aves, Pelecaniformes, Pelecanidae. Gene Ontology annotation, cellular component: external side of plasma membrane. The record is from RefSeq and is a predicted model, not a curated record.